This is a messenger RNA of Lachancea sp. 'fantastica', 525 nucleotides long. The record is from the annotation of a GenBank genome assembly. Lineage: Eukaryota; Fungi; Ascomycota; Saccharomycetes; Saccharomycetales; Saccharomycetaceae.
AUGAAAAAUUGUAAUUUCCCCCACCAUUUGACCUCCAUUUUCCUUCCCAACUUCUCGGGCUGCUCAUCUUCCCCUCCUUGUAUUUGCCCCAAAGUUUCGCAACGGCGAGUUUCCUUACCACCUUCUCUGGCUCACACAAUGCGUGAUGUGUGGCAUCCACUUCUACAACAUCGGCUGAUAAGUCGUACUCAUCUAGUUCUUAUCCACAGGCAUCACUGCUUAGUAUACAGGGUAACAGCCAUUCAUCUGUUAGUUAUACCCACACACUUGCAUGUUCUUGCCGUUCAUAGGCUCAUUACACUAGCGAAAAAGAACUCCUACUACGGGACCAACGGGGAUUUCAUCAGCAGCAGCAACUGGGACUUUUUUCGUCAAGAAUUCGAAUAUAAUCACAGUGCUAAAGUGAAAUAUCUGUUUACGCCGAGAUCUUGUCGAGCUUGUAACCAAAAUCUGCCCCGAAAGCUGGGUUUUUAUCGUAGCGUUUCCGCACUCAUUAUCGUUCAGAUUUCAUACCGGUGUGUGUGA